CCUAAGCUACAGCAGACAGCAUCUAGGUCUCUCAAUGUUUGUCAGCGAUUUUAUUAGGGUCUUAAUGUUAUCAAUUUAAUUUCCCAUCUAAAUUUCAAUUAAAAAUAUGAACAUGAUUUACCGACUGUUCUUUUUUCUGUGCUACUUAUAUUUUCUCACGUCUUCAGCAAAUGGUAUGAAGCAGAUAGAAGCUAUUCCUGACGCUAAACGACUUUAUGACGAUCUGCUGAGCAACUACAACCGUCUGAUACGACCUGUCAUCAACAACACUGAAUCCGUCACUGUCUGGCUAGGACUCAAACUGACUCAAUUGAUCGAAAUGAAUUUAAAGAACCAAGUUCUAACUACAAAUGUAUGGGUGGAACAGAAAUGGGUUGACUACAAGUUGCGCUGGGACCCAGAGGAGUAUGGAGGAGUUGAGAUGUUGUACGUUCCUUCUGAACACAUUUGGCUUCCAGACAUUGUGCUCUAUAACAAUGCAGAUGGCAACUACGAAGUUACUCUGAUGACCAAAGCCACACUCAAGUACACUGGUGAAGUGAUCUGGAAGCCACCGGCAAUUUACAAGUCUUCUUGCGAGAUAAACGUGUUGUAUUUCCCUUUCGACCAACAAAGUUGCAUCAUGAAGUUUGGAUCCUGGACCUACAAUGGGUAUCAGGUUGAUUUGAGGCACAUGCAGCAACAAACAGGAUCUAACCUGGUGCCUGUUGGUAUUGAUCUCAGCGAGUUCUACCUCUCCGUGGAAUGGGAUAUUCUCGAGGUUCCGGCUAGCAGAAACGAGGAGUACUACCCUUGUUGUCAAGAACCGUACUCUGACAUAACUUUCAACCUCACAAUGCGGCGGAAGACUCUCUUUUACACUGUCAACCUCAUCAUUCCAUGUGUAGGAAUCACAUUCCUUACUGUCUUGGUCUUCUACUUGCCUUCAGAUUCAGGGGAAAAGGUGACAUUGUGCAGUUCAAUCCUCGUGUCCCUGACUGUGUUUUUCUUGCUGCUUGCCGAGAUCAUCCCCCCUACGUCACUCGCCGUGCCUCUACUCGGCAAAUACUUGCUGUUCACCAUGAUCUUGGUCACUCUCUCUAUCUGCGUCACUGUAUGCGUCUUGAACGUACACUUCAGGUCUCCAUCUACACACAAGAUGUCUCCUUGGGUUAAGAAAGUAUUCUUGCACAUAAUGCCAAGGAUUCUCAUGAUGAGACGACCUCCGUACUCUCUACGAGACUCUUACGAUGAAUCUUUCUCUGAUGGGGGAUACAUCAAUGACGGCGACUUCAGAGACAGUAUCAGUGAUCCUUACCCAGGAGACUCCAAGGAUCCUCAUGAACCACGAGGUUUUGAGUCCGUCGCCACCGCUUACCGCUCAGCACUGAAUGACGACAGUCGACAUCAACCGCAUUCCUCAAUGACUGAGUCUGAGAACACGCUGCCUCGGCAAAUGUCACCUGAUGUGUUGUCAGCUUUACAAGGAGUCCGGUUUAUUGCUCAGCAUAUCAAAGACGCUGAUAAAGAUAAUGAGAUUGUGGAAGACUGGAAGUACAUUUCGAUGGUGCUCGAUCGGUUUUUCUUGUGGGUUUUCACUCUAGCUUGCAUCGGCGGAACUUGUGGCAUCAUCUUCCAGGCUCCGUCACUCUAUGAUACUCGAUUACCAAUAGAUCAGCAACUCUCGGAGAUUCCGUUCCGCAAAAACAAUCUUCAUCUACCGGACGAGUUUGUGCAGAUUCAUUACACUGGUGUAUUCUAAGGAGGCAUGAUGGCCAUUUGAUUUAUAAGAGAAAAGUAAUUUACCUCUGUAUUGAGGUUACGGUACAUCUUAUUCUUAGUAAGAAUAAUGUACCGUAACCUCAAAAGCAACACUUUCAGAAUAACAGAAUUCAACAUUCGAUAAGGUAUAUUAGAGAGUUGUUGAUAUCUAGAACCCCCAGCAAUUUAUCGCUUGAAUGGGGUUUCAGAAAUGCUAUUAUAAGGAGUCCUUGCUUUCGAGGUUUGUCAGUAUUCACCAACCUUGAAGUUUAAUAGCUUCAAAGAUCAAUAUACCCUUUAGAAAGUAGUGUUUUUUCUUAGAUUUUUUAGGAUAUUAUAUCAUUGUAAGAAACUUGCAAACAGUUGAAUACACUAAACAAUACAUUAACACACAGAUUGUAUACAGUAGGAUAUAUAGUAUGAAUUGCUAUAUCCAGCAAUGUUUUUGUUGUUUAAAAAUUGUGUUAACACUCAUUUAACUGUGAUUUAAUAGUUGAUACUUAACUUUGUUAAAUAUGUAUGCCAAAGUUAAUAAGUUUGUCAAUUUAAUAGUUAUUUAAAUGUCUUCCAAAUACAGUAUAUUUAAAGCUCAAAUACAAUGAUUUCUAUUGAUUUGAAGAAUAUAAGUGACAUAGGUAAAAAGGGUUUACUAAUAAAGCGAAACAAAGUUUUCCAUUUCCUAUAAACAAGUAUUAUUUUAUUAAUAUUCAAGUUAAUAUAGGUAAAUUUUAAGUUUAUUGCCGCAGAUGGUGUAUGAUAUAGCGUACAUUUAAGUUACCUAAGUGAGAAUAUGAAAUAGUUAUACUUUAGAAGUUAUAGGUUACUUAGAUGCUUAAAGUAUCGUAAGAUUGUUAAAUAAAGUGUAAAGGUUGUGAAUUAUUUUUACUGUUUCUACUGUGAUUCUUAAAAACUAUGUUGUUCUAAUGUUUAUUGAUAAGGUAUUUAAUUUUAAGUCACAAAACAAAAAGUGGACAUUUUGUUAUUUAGAUGGAUGUGUUAUAUAAAGAAAAUGAUAUAUUACCUUA
Molecule: messenger RNA, 2765 nt
Organism: Macrosteles quadrilineatus (aster leafhopper)
Lineage: Eukaryota; Metazoa; Arthropoda; Insecta; Hemiptera; Cicadellidae
Product: acetylcholine receptor subunit beta-like 2
Exons: 12
Coding region: 107-1741 (544 amino acids)
Biological process (GO): regulation of membrane potential; chemical synaptic transmission; monoatomic ion transmembrane transport
Cellular component (GO): synapse; postsynaptic membrane; neuron projection
Molecular function (GO): transmembrane signaling receptor activity; acetylcholine-gated monoatomic cation-selective channel activity
Source: RefSeq, a predicted model, not a curated record